Messenger RNA from Salvia splendens (bonfire salvia), 789 nucleotides. Its product is annotated as Adenine nucleotide alpha hydrolases-like superfamily protein. The transcript is spliced from 4 exons. The coding region runs from base 106 to 636 and encodes 176 amino acids. NCBI's taxonomy places the organism in Eukaryota, Viridiplantae, Streptophyta, Magnoliopsida, Lamiales, Lamiaceae. The record is from RefSeq and is a predicted model, not a curated record.
UUAUUAAAAGCCAACAUUCUAGUUCCUUCAAGAAACUCCACUGUUUAUUAAUAAAAGACACCGGGUGUUUAUGUGAGUGUGUAAAUUUUAUCAAUCAAGAGAAAAAUGGUGAAAGCAAGGAUUGUAGGGAUUGGAAUGGACUAUUCAGCAACGAGCAAAUUAGCUUUGAAUUGGGCAAUUCAUAACCUGGUUGGAGAAGGCGAUCAGAUCAUCAUAAUUCAUGUUUCUUCUCCUAAAGCUGAUCCCACUAAUAAACAGCUUUUUGAAGAUACUGGAUCACCGUUGAUCCCUCUAUUAGAAUUUAGGGAAACUAAUGUAGCCAAACGCUAUGGUCUCACCCCUGAUCCUGAGCUUCUUGAUAUGCUUCAUACACUCUCCCACACCAAACAGGUGAAGGUGAUGGCGAAGGUGUAUUGGGGUGAUCCAAGAGACAAAUUGUGCGAUGCUGUGGAACAACUCAAACUUGAUACACUUGUACUUGGAAGCAGGGGUUUAGGAGUUCUCAAGAGGGUGUUACUUGGUAGUGUGAGUAACUACGUGGUCCAAAAUGCAAGUUGUCCGGUCACGGUCGUGAAGGGGACAACACCAAGAAAUAAGGUUAGAGAUUGUACCAAGUUAUCCAAAAUGCAUGUAUAAUUAGUUUUUGAAUCUUAUUUUCUAGAUCAAAUAUUGGAAUAUGCUUUUUUCUAGUUUGUUUUUCUUUGUUGGUGAGUUGAGCUUGUUGUAUGAAUAAGUGAUUGUAACGUACAAUUGAUUGAGGUUUGAUGUGGUGCUUAUCAUUUUCUUCUA